Molecule: messenger RNA, 1219 nt
Organism: Cicer arietinum (chickpea)
Lineage: Eukaryota; Viridiplantae; Streptophyta; Magnoliopsida; Fabales; Fabaceae
Source: RefSeq, a predicted model, not a curated record
UAUAGCUUUGUUGAAAACGGUAAUUAAUUACCUCAUAACUGAUCAGCAUCAUAGAGUAAAACACAUAUGGCUUCACUCGUUGAUCCUUCCGACCACUCUCCAAUUGAAGAUGCAGAAGCUCUCCAAAAGGCUGUAAAAGGCUGGGGGGCUGAUGAAAAAGCCAUUAUAGCAAUAUUAGGUCAUAGAAAUGCUACUCAAAGGACACAAAUCAGACAAGCAUACUAUGACCUCUUCCAAGAAGAUCUCAUCAAACGUCUUGAGUCUGAACUAUCUGGUGACUUAGAGAGAGCAAUGUAUAGAUGGAUACUAGAACCUGCAGAACGUGAGGCUUUAUUAGCCAAUAUAGCACUAAGAAAUGCUAACAUAAACUACCAUAUAAUUGUGGAAAUUUCAUGUGUCUCUUCACCUGAUGAGCUUUUCAUUGUGAGACGUGCUUAUCACAAUCGAUUCAAACGUUCUUUGGAGGAAGAUGUGGCUACUAAUACCACUGGCCAUCUUCGCCAGCUUUUGGUAGGCUUGGUGAGUUCAUUUAGGUAUGGUGGGAGUGAGGUCAAUGCAAGAAUGGCACAAUGUGAAGCUGAUGUGCUUCAUGAGGCUAUCAAAAACAAGAAUCAAAAUCAUCAAGAAGUAAUUAGAAUCCUUACAACAAGAAGCAAGUUUCAACUUAUGGCAACUUUCAAUCGCUAUAGGGAUGACCAUGGCAUUGCUAUCACUAAGAAAUUGUCUGAUGAAGGAUUUGAUGACUUUCACAAGGCAAUGCAAAUAGCCAUUAGUUGCAUCAAUGAUCAUAAGAAGUACUAUGAAAAGGUUCUACGAAAUGCGAUAGAAAAUGUUGAAAUUGAUGAGGAUGCACUCACUCGUGUGAUUGUAACAAGAGCUGAGAAGGAUUUGAAGAACAUCAAUGAAGUCUAUUACAAGAGAAAUAGUGUUCACCUUGAACAUUCAGUGGCAAAAAAAACUUCAGGAGACUACAAGAAAUUCCUCCUUACUCUAAUGGGAAACGAAGAAUAGUCAAACUACUUGUUUUAAGGAUAUAUUUAAUAUGUUUAGAAAAACUCUAAUAUACUAUUGGCCAAAUUACAUUUUUGGUCCUUUAACUUAAGUCCAGAAUGGAUGUCUUUUUCGUCGAUGUUCACCAUGAAGUUGGUCAAGCCCAAACUGAAGUUGUCCAAGCCCAAACUGAAGCUGUUCAAACCCAAAUUAAAGCUGCCUAGACCCA